AUGGCACGAGGGGUAUACGUUGAUCGACCAACAACAUUUGGAUACGGAAAAUCCUUUGAAAAAGUACUACGCCAAACUACGGAGCACCAUUGGACCUACGAACAAGCUCUCCAGCAAGAGCAACACCAAAAUGGAUUCGAUUCCCGUUGGAGCCGAAUAGAGGUUUCUGAGGCGAAUCGACGCAUUAAGGACAUUGCUGUUUCUAAGGGAAAUAAUAUGAUUGAUAACUUCAAUCGCACUAGCGAAAUUCAAUUCUCUCAGAUAAUGCCUAUCAACAAUACCUUCCACUCAAUUCAGUCAGAAGUGAAGGCGACAACCAAAAAGGAGAAUUGGUAUACAAAGACCAGCAACACCUUACUUUUGAGGAGCCAGGAAAUCGGAGAGCGUAAGAAAACUACCAGCGGAGGUCGCCCAGCAGGAUACAUCAAGCAUUUUCAAGUCGAUAUUUACGACUUCAACCGACAAGAAAGAGAGGACCUGGACGAAGGAACAAAGCACAUCAAUUUCCUACACUCAAUCGAGAUCAAGGCUAGUACGAAUCAUCGCCGUAAAACCACCGAAAGAGAUCACCCACCUAUUCCCGCCAAGGAAUAUAUUUCUCGUCACGGGACCCUUAUACGGAGUACCAAAGUCCGAGACUAA
Molecule: messenger RNA, 642 nt
Organism: Drepanopeziza brunnea f. sp. 'multigermtubi' MB_m1
Lineage: Eukaryota; Fungi; Ascomycota; Leotiomycetes; Helotiales; Drepanopezizaceae
Source: RefSeq, a predicted model, not a curated record